Messenger RNA from Opisthorchis viverrini, 2169 nucleotides. RefSeq lists its product as hypothetical. NCBI's taxonomy places the organism in Eukaryota, Metazoa, Platyhelminthes, Trematoda, Opisthorchiida, Opisthorchiidae. Gene Ontology annotation, molecular function: ATP binding; protein kinase activity. Gene Ontology annotation, biological process: protein phosphorylation. The record is from RefSeq and is a predicted model, not a curated record. The transcript is spliced from 10 exons. The annotation marks the transcript as partial.
CAUGAACGAUCACGUCCUUCUCUCCGCACCUCGCCGCAUGCCUCUUCGGAACUGUCGGCACAAAUAGGCGAAAAACCCUUUCUUCGGGGAAUAAAACGUCGGUCUCGACCCAACGGGAAAAAGACCUUGGGAAAUCCUUCAAAUGAAGAGGUAUGUGCAAGUAAGAAGGGCCAUGAAAUUGACGAGAAGCUGAACAAUGCGUUGGUAUCGACAGAAAACGCCCAAGAAAACACGGAAGGUAUUUGUACACAUCAACCCCACAUUGAAAACCUUUCAGGAAGCAAUCAAAUUGGAAGUGUGGACGGAAAUCAUGAUAUGAAAAUAUAUCAUGAGGAAGUCCUGGAGAACCAACAGGAUGAAGUUGGAAGGCGGGGUACGGAUCUACAAGCAAACAACUUCGCUAGAGGCGAUACCGUCCCCGACGUUUAUGAAACCCACUUAGUUAUACAAAAAUCGGUAGAUGUGGUUGAAAAAUAUGGGGCAAUUUAUAAGAACGGCAAAUUCAAAGACAAAAAUGCAACUGCAGCCCACGAAGCCUCCAAGCACGUGGAACCGAUAACACAACACUCGCUACAGAAAGCAGCACACAACGCAGUAAAACUGGUCGGUUUGGCGCACCUCAAUUUGAAAUUUGUGCCAGGUGGGCGCACUCUCCGAGUUUCCAUCAACCUUAUGUUUUACUUGAACCCAAAUUGGACUGUUUUCGAGAAACAGACUCAUUUUCAAAUCAAUUUGAUUUUCACAAAAGACUCAACUGAACCUUUCGUUUAUGAUAUUCUACAACUGAAUGUACUGCAAACAGGCCGCCUUAUGAUUCAUUUGGCACGAUAUUCGAGAUAUCGCAAUUCUGAAAACUUACGAAAUCGAUACCAUAUUGGGCGAAUUUUGGGUGACGGAAACUUUGCCGUGGUACGUCUCGUACGACGUCGUGACACAGGACAAAAGUACGCCAUGAAAAUCAUUGACAAGGCUAAGCUGCGAGGAAAAGAGAUGAUGCUGCAUCAAGAAAUCACAAUUUUGCACUCAUGCAGUCACCCGAACAUCGUCCGACUCCUCGAGGAGUAUGAGACACCGAAGGAAAUUUGGCUGGUAAUGGAAUUGGUCAAGGAUGGGGACCUUUUUGAAGGUAUCACAAACUCCGUCAAGUAUUCUGAGAACGUGGCAUCUGGCAUUGUGGCCGAUAUUGCAAACGCGCUCUUCUACCUCCAUUGUCGUUAUAUUGUACAUCGGGAUCUGAAACCAGAAAAUGUACUGAUUUGGCAUCAACCGGAUGGAAAGCUGCGAGUCAAGUUGGCUGACUUUGGUUUGGCAGUCGAAGUUCGGCGGAAUUUGUAUACAGUGUGUGGCACCCCAACGUAUAUUGCACCAGAAAUACUGUCUGAAAGAGGUUAUGGCCUAGAAGUGGACUUGUGGGCUCUCGGGAUUAUCACCUACAUCAUGUUGUGUGGAUUUGCUCCUUUUCGCAGUCCGGAUCGACGUCAAUCACAACUGUUUGAGAGUAUAAAACGUGGUGUGUUUGUUUUCCUCAGUCCUUACUGGGAUGAAAUCUCACAAGGCGAUCUGAAUGCCCAUUUGGGACGAAUGGAUGAGAAGGUGAGCAACCUUGGCAGAAGACUCCGCGACCAGAAGCCAAGUCGCUUGCUACGGCUGUGCGCUAAUCGUCAUCUACUUGCCACCAGCACAUUUCGGCAGAUAAGUUGGCAACUCAUUACCUGGCAUCCUUUAAACUGUAAACAGUCUAGCACUCAGCACCGCUUCGAUCGCAUCAACCAUAGUUGCCCAAAGAAAGUGGUCACAUCACGAAGUUCUGCGGUGGUUGUAUUCCCCAUUGCUUUCAUUACAGGGGCGAAAGACCUCGUGAACCGUCUCCUCGUUGUUACGCCACGUAAGCGUCUGACUGCAAUCGAAACCCUCACGCAUCCAUGGGUCUACUUCGAAGGUUCAUCGGACAACUUAGGAAGUUCCGGCAAAUUAGAAAAAAGCCGGGACGAAUACAAGAAGGAAUUAGAGAAGGAGGCGCAAAGCAUUAGGUCACAAAAAUUGUCAACCGAAAACAGCAACGGCGUGUUGGCUUCUAUGCUCAUUUCUUCAACAAGUGGUGAGUCGAAAAGAUUCGAGAAAAACCCCAAACCCGAUAAUGGGCCUUCAUCACACUUGUCCUCAAAAUAA